AUGAAACUCAUCUUGGAUGAAGUAGCUUCUGCAAUGAUUCAGCAAUACCGAAUAAAUUUCACAAGGCAAGAUGUUGCUUCACUAUGGUUUCUAUGCAAGCAGUAUGUUUCAUUUCUUAGGGAUUCUCAAGCUGUUGUUUAUUACAUUAAGCCUGGAAAUCUUACAGUUAAUGAUUGCAGUGAGGAUGAUAUAGGUUCUUGUGUUGGCGAAGUAGAAAGCAAGGACUUCAAAUGCAAUGAUUUAGAACAAGAAGAAGAUAUCGAGGACGGGAAUAAGAAGCCAAAGAUGAUUUACUUGUCAGCUAAUGCCAAUUUGAAUGACCAGGUUUCAGUUAGUGAUCGGGAAUUUAAAGCGACCCUUCCUGAAACAACAGAAAUGAUCAACUUGUUACUAACGCUUAUAAAUGAUGAUCAGAGUGAUGAGAUAAUGCCACUUCGAUCAAAUCCAUAUGCCCUUGAGGUGUUGGUGGUGGAGGUGAAGGUGCAGGUUUUAGAGGAGGAUUUGGAUCCAGUGGUGGUGCAGGACAAUUUUUGUGGUGGUUAUGACGUCAGGAUGUUAGUUCCUUAUUGUAGCAGAGGCGUUGCUGGUGGUGGCGGAGGUGGAGCUGUUGGCGGAGGUGUUGUUAGUGGUGGCGGUGGCGGUGAAGGUGUAUCGGUGGUGGUGCUGAUUAGAGAUGGUUGUGGUGGCGGCAAUUGUAGUGCUGGUUACGGUGAAGAUGGUGGUAGUGAUGGCGGCGGUGGUGUUGGUUAUGAUGGUGUCGGCGGAGGAAUAAGUCCGAACGAAUUAAUACGAGGGAUAAAAGUUUGGGGCGGAAAAGGAAAUGUAGAUGAGGAUUUUUAA
Molecule: messenger RNA, 840 nt
Organism: Papaver somniferum (opium poppy)
Lineage: Eukaryota; Viridiplantae; Streptophyta; Magnoliopsida; Ranunculales; Papaveraceae
Product: keratin, type I cytoskeletal 10-like
Exons: 7
Coding region: 1-840 (279 amino acids)
Source: RefSeq, a predicted model, not a curated record